Messenger RNA from Kuraishia capsulata CBS 1993, 684 nucleotides. RefSeq lists its product as uncharacterized. Bases 1 to 684 code for a protein of 227 amino acids. The transcript has a single exon. Lineage: Eukaryota; Fungi; Ascomycota; Pichiomycetes; Pichiales; Pichiaceae. The record is from RefSeq and is a predicted model, not a curated record.
AUGUUCAAUAUUGGUAAACGAGCUUUUGUCGGAUUUGCCGCGAUUGGCGCCGGAUACGCCUCUUUUGUGAGGGCCUGGCCAGAUGAUUCGAAGAUACUGUUCAAGGCAUAUACACCAGACCCUCUGUCAGUCAAACAAAUACAGAACAAUAAGCUGUUCCAACAAUAUCAAAAAGAUACGCCUGCAAAAUACAAAUUCUACAAUUUGUCCGGAGUGAUACCCAAGGCCCACCACGGAGACCAUGUGGGUACAGGAUUGCUGUAUGACUCCCAACACCUCGAAAUAGAUCCGGCCGUGUUUGUUGACAGGAAGAGCGGGGACCUCACCGCAUUUUACCAUCUUGGAGAGAAGUUAGUUGGAAGCGAUGGGAAGAUCCAUAAUGGGUUGAUAUCCACUCUGAUGGAUGAAGCAUUGUGCUUCUGUGGGUUCCCACUGCUUCCUAGCAAGAGAGGAGUCACAGCCAAACUGAGUGUCGACUUUGUGAACAAGGCUCCCCCAAAUUCGACGGUGAUAUUAAAGGCGCAUGUGUUUAGUGUGAAGGGAAGAAAAUGCGUUAUUCAUGGAACAGUGGAGACUGUUCCCGUCGGCAAAGAGCCGGCUAUUUUGGUAUCCAAGGCUGAGUGCAUUUUGGUGGAGCCCAAGUGGUUCAAGUUUUUAAGUUGGGUUCCGGCUUUUGAUACAUAA